CCGGUCAGUGCCUGAGCACUUAACCUUCCAGAUUGCAGUCGGCUUCACACCGCGACUUCUUGUCUGUUACAAUUGGAAGCUUCGCAGUGAAAUAGCAUCAAAUGUCAUUUAAGGUGGCAAUUAUUGGCGCAGGCCCUGGUGGCCUAGUCGCCCUCAAGACCUUGCUCGAGUCCUCAACACCAGAACGGCGGAUCGAAGCUUGCCUAUUUGAAGCCGAGGCUGAUAUUGGAGGCACGUUCAAUUAUCGGUCUUAUCAAAACGCAGAACUGGUCAGCAGCAAGCAAUUGACCACCUUUUCGGACCACCGCUUGCCGCUUGAUAGUCCAGAUCAUUUAUCGCUUCCUGAAUAUGUGGACUACCUCCGAUCUUAUAUUGCCAAGUUCAAUCUGGACGCCCAUAUCAAGCUCAACAGCCCCGUCGUCCAUGUGGAGAGACUACCAGAUGGCUCAGAGUGGAAACAUCGGGUUAGAUAUCUGGAUGGGACAGACGCAGAGGAGAAGAAGGAGAGAUCUUACGACUGUUCUCACAUCGCAGUAUGCACGGGACUACAUGUCGAGCCUAAUAUUCCAACUAUACCGGGAAUUGAACAUAUCACGGGGGAUGUAUUUCAUUCAUCGCUCUAUAAGGAUCGAUCCCAGGUGGCAGGCCGCAAUGUCCUAGUCUUGGGAUGUGGUGAAACAGCUAUGGACAUUGCCUAUGAAUCUAUCAAAGCCAACGCUCAAUCAGUCACCAUGUGCUUCCGAACUGGAUUCCUCUCCUUCCCCAAGUCACUCAGUCGCUUUCAGGUCUUUGGCAAGACCUUCAGUGGAGGUCUUCCUAUCGACGGUCUCAUCACCAAUCUAUUCGAGACCACAUACGUACAUCGCGCAGUUGCCCACAGCAGAUUACGCUGGUUCGUUUCCGACUUGGUCGCCAAGCGAGUACUGUGGUUCCUAACAGGAACACAGGCUGGCAUGAACCAGCACGUCGGUGGUCUACCACAGGAACGACUGGGUCGAGCAUUCGUGUUCCUCAACAAGAGUAACAAGGCUAUGCCGUACCUGAACCGGCCCUAUCAAACACGCAAUUCAUUUUUGGCUUGUAUUGGGAAUCGUUACAUUGACCCACCGGAAGAUGCAAACUCCGACCGAAUCGUCGAUACAUGUACUUGGCCCGAGUAUAUCGAUGAAUCAGGCCAAGUCCAUUUCCAGGCUGAUCCCAACCGGAAGGACUGGCAGCGCUUAAAAAAUAGGGUUAUAAAGCCUGACUGUGUGGUUUACUGUAGCGGGUACAAGCAAACAUUCCCAUACCUGGACAGCACAUAUCCCACUGCAUCAGACGCCCAUAUUCGAAAUAUAAUCCAUCCAUCCCACCAGGAUAUCGCGUUCAUCGGGUUCGUCCGCCCCGGCGUCGGAGCUAUCCCCCCAAUCGCCGAGCAACAAGCCAUGUGGUGGACAGCUCUGAUUACCGGGAAAAUGGCAUUGCCAACAGACCCUCCACACUAUCACCUCCUAGCCGCCAAGACAUCGCGCAUCCAAUAUGGUGUCGACCACGGCGCAUACAUGAGCACUUUGGCGCGAGACUUUGGCGGCGCACCGGGACUGAUGGAGUUGUAUCGUGAACAUGGACUGCGUAUUUUGUUGAUCUAUUGCUUCGGCGCAUCUUUUGUCACAUUCUAUCGGUUAGUCGGUCCCUUCAAGUCACCCGUUGCACCGGAGAUUGCGCGAACGGAGCUGGCGGAGACGAUCCUUCGACGAGGUAUCAUUGGGAAUAUCUCUUUUGGAGUUAUUCCCAUGCUCUUUUAUGGGGUUGUUAAUGCCCUGGCCUUGGUACUAGAUAGAUUUGGGUUGAUUCCUGCCGAAGGGAGGAUGAUGGAUAGCUGAGCACAGAUACAGAAGUCAGUUAGAAUGAAUGCACUUAGUCAGA
Penicillium brasilianum is the source of this 1905-nucleotide messenger RNA. NCBI's taxonomy places the organism in Eukaryota, Fungi, Ascomycota, Eurotiomycetes, Eurotiales, Aspergillaceae. The record is from the annotation of a GenBank genome assembly.